UUUUUGUUUUGUUGGGGUGUGGGUAGUUACAAUGUUCCUUUUCUAACGGGUAUGUUUGUUGUGUCCCCACGGUGUUCGCUCUUCUACCCACAGUGUUGCGCCCCUUUCACGCUCAGCGCGUGCAACUGCUGACAAGCGGCGCAGACCCACGCCGCCGAUCGUCGCCCCCAGCUGUCAGUCAUGUGACGUAUCGAGUAGCGGGGGCGGAGCUUGCCCAAAAAUAGAGCCGAGAAACACCUGGAUGAAGGGGAGAGCACGCUAACACACUACGCUGACCGUCUGCUGAAUGACUGGCAAAGCGAGGCAGGGCGGCAGAAUCGGAUGAUAGCGUCAGUCACAAACCGUUUGAACUUGAUCGUCUCUCCUCGUCUGCUCCUCCAAAAUCUUGGAAUUACGUGUCUAGUGCUGCCAUCUUCCGUGCUGUGUAUGCUGUGAAAGUUGGCGUGUGACAGGUGAAAAAAAACUUCCAGUUUGAAAACUUGGGAUUACUGACCUGCACUUGUUUGUGUGUGUGUUGCGAUCCACGCGAAAAUCACAUGACAAGCAGCUGGAGAGAUUUGAAAAGUGUAUCGUCUGCCAAGAAAACUGCUGGCCUGUGCGAAGAGUGCUCUCGCUUUGCUGUUCGAGCCGGUGGAGAAAGAUAUCGUCUGCUUUUUGUUCUCCAGCUCGACUGUAUGGAGUCUACCGUGGACUGGGAUUCGCCGAGAAUCUCGUCGGUCAGUGCAGACUGAGUAAAGAAGGAAGGAACACAGGCAAGAGGGCUUUGUUCGCCCGUCCGUGUCUUAGUCGGUUAGUUUGUACUUGUUGCACGCGCCCCAUAGAGUGCUCGAGGUGUGUUGCGAACAGGAAGCGGGGUUUGUGAGUACACGGUGGGGCUCGCUGGACACCGGGCAGUCUGGGGCCAUGGCUACUGGAGGAAUACCGCCGACGCCAUCGCCACCACCCCCGCCCUUGCAUCCUUUUCUGGAACAAGCGACGAGAGCUGAGAGUUCUCCCCUCUUGGUGCAGGAGAGGGAGUCAGUGGAUUCGAACCCCAGUCUCGCCGAUCAGCGAGUGAAAACUUCGUGCACUAAAUGUAGGAACUGUCCGGGGUUCGCCAGUCACUACUGGAGGAAGGUGUGUCGGCACUGCAAGUGCGCACCGGAAGUGCAUGAGAUGACGGGCGUGUCGGAGACGGACCGCGCGCUGCAGCGCCUGAUGCAGGACGCACAGCGCAACUCCACCUCGGACGACGACAGCGGCUGUCCUCUGGAGGAAUACGCCUGGGUCCCACCUGGCCUUAAGCCUGAACAGGUGCACCGCUACUUCAGCUGCCUGCCGGAGGACAAGGUGCCUCACCUCAACAGCGCCGGCGAGAAGUACCGCGUGCGACAACUUCUGCAGCAGCUGCCGCCACAUGACAACGAGGUGCGCUACUGUCACGGGCUGUCCGACCUGGAGAAGCACGAACUGCGCAUGUUCAGUGCCCAGCGGAAGCACGAGGCGCUGGGGAGAGGGGGUGUGAAGCCCUUACCCCCCACCUCCACGGCGACUGUGUGUGCUAAGUGCGGAAAUGGGAUUGCAGGCGGAGAGAUGGCGGUGUUCGCCUCCAGGGCCGGGGCCGACAAAUGCUGGCACCCCGCCUGCUUCGUGUGUAGCACGUGCGGCGAGCUGCUGGUCGACCUCGUCUACUUCUGCCGAGACAGCUUGCUGUACUGCGGCCGCCACCACGCCGAGCUGCUCAAGCCGCGCUGCGCAGCCUGCGACGAAAUCAUCUUCGCGGACGAGUGCACCGAGGCCGAGGGUGCCAGCUGGCACAUGCAACACUUCUGCUGCAUGGAGUGCGACCAGCAGCUGGGAGGACAACGCUACAUCAUGCGUGAUGGCCGGCCAUACUGCUGUGGCUGCUUCGAGCACAUGUUUGCCGAGUUCUGCGACACCUGUGGAGAGCACAUCGGUGUUGACCAAGGGCAGAUGACUCAUGAGGGGCAACAUUGGCAUGCUACACCAGCCUGCUUUAAAUGCCACACCUGUCAGAAAUGCCUGCUGGGACAGCCCUUCCUCCCGAAGCGAGGCGUCAUCUACUGCUCCGCCGCUUGUAGCCGCGCGGGCUCCAUGCAGACUCAAACCCCUCGACGAGCCGAGGACUAUCUGCAAGAUUUGCAGGCCACCGUUCGCGUGAGCUCGCCCGUCUCGCACGUGCUGCAGGAGGGCCGCGCUGACAUCCACCAGGUGCUGCGGCAGCACUACACGCUGCCGGACUCCCUGCCGUCAUCGGACCGCGACCAGGGUUACGCCACGUCCAGCAACUCCGAGGUGUAUGCGUCUGGCAUGUACGAGGGACAGCUAGGGGGAGGUGACUAUCAGGAGCCCGGCACCUUGUACCAGCUGAACCUGGACGGUCUGGUGGACGCCUUGCCGCCCGUGACGCAAGAGGCGCGCACUCGCCAUCGCCUGUCGCAGUUCUCCAUGCCGGACCUCUCCACCGUGCCAGACACGCCGAGCUCCGACAAGCACAGCGGCCUCAGCUCGCGGUCCAGAAGCCGCUCCGGGUCCGAGCGGAACAUCAGCGUCCAUUACGCAUCUGUCAGCAUCACGCACGGCCUGCCCCUGUCCUCCCCCGGGGUCAGCCCCUGUCCUCCUGCGGGGGUUACUGGAGUUCACUUCCCGCCAGGCACGGAACCCCAUUUCUACGGCGAGCGGGUUCCGCUGUAUUGCCAAGCUCGCCCAGCUGCUGUGCGCUCUUUCCCGGAGCUACCUGGGUUAGGGGUGGAGCAGCGCCUGGCGGGCCCUACCCAGCGCCUGCCGGCCGCAGCUCUGGCCCUACCCGACGACACCAAGAUGAACCCCAUCUCGCGACCCCCGCAGCAUCACCUCUUGCGCGGCGCCCAGCAACCCAACAGCUACCCUCGCUCUCAGAGCUUUGAGGGGCGUCCAGGAGGAAUGGGAGGCCCCCGCAGACACCACCACCAUCCCCCACGCCGGGAGAGCGGUGGUGGGGAGGCGGGAGAGGGUGUAGGGAUUGGGCAGUUCCCCUACGCUCACUACGACGACCGCUGCAGCACCUGCUCGAGCUCCAGCGACUCAGACGACUGGGGCUACCUGUACGACUGGCCGCGCCCACCCGGAACCAAGAUCUCCUAUGUCGACGAUAUGGGUAUCGGGGGCACGACCACCCGGGUCCAGACACUGCCCACCCGCGGCCGGCGCCACAAGAAGAACAAGCAGUGUGUGUUGUCGUAGUGCGGCGGCUUCCGUACUUCUGGUCCUGGUCGGCGGCGCGCUCACUUACUUCCGGUCCUGGACGGCGCGGGGCAACUCGGACGACUAAAGACUCUCUUUGGUACCCCAUCGGAAACCAUCGGUGUAUGUGUGUCUAUAAGGCACCGGCAUUUAAAAGAAUAGCGACUGGAUGCCACUACCACUUCUGAGACCAACGAUUUGCUGGAAGUUGGCGUGCACGUGCACUUCUCGUGAAGGACGAUGCUCGUCAUGUCCGCUGCAGAGUGUUUCGACCAGAAGAGUUCCCGAGAACCAUCGGAGUGACUGCCUUGCAAGAAACGGUCGUCAAAAUCGAACAAAAUCGUAGCAUCGAACCCAACAGCUUUCGUGUGGUUCUAAAGGGUUGUGUUGUUUUGUUCACUUGCCCGAGACCUGUUUUCAACUGUCAUGUUUUAUUUGCUGUGAACACUUCGUGAAAUUCUCGCCACAUCUUACAAAUGGAACUAAGUCAGCAGAAGGAAUAACUAAAACGAAAACCAGUAAUACGAGCACUGCUUACAGUCAGCAUAAUAUCAAGGCAGUACAUAAUAAUACGAACAUUUUUAACGAAAACAAACAAAUGAACAGUUUCAGUGAGAAUUUAUUGACAUACCGACGACUCCCACCUGUUUAGUAAUCAUUGCGGUUAACGGCUUCCACUGAACUGUGACCAGGCCAGUCAGCGUGUGGUGACUGAGGAAAUGUUAGGAGGAGAUUGAGUGGGGGUGGGGACAAUGGUCGUGGGGAGGGGGAUGUUAGUGAUCGGCAGUGUGGCUUCCCCUGUUUUGUAGAGAAGGCGAAUCUUGGCUUCGUUUUCAACAGAGACAUCGACACAUGGACCUUGGUACGGCUUCUUUGGGGGCCUUGGUGGGUUGUUCCCCGUGUGGAGAUGCAAGCAGACGUUUAGUGUGGUCACGUGAUGCUUUCAUAGUAAGUGGAGACCGUCGUUGAAUAGCUAGGCUGAUGUCUGAACUGUGAACAAAUCAUGUACCUGACAGGAGGACACCCAGGUAUCGUCCUCAGCGACUUGGAGAAUGGCUUUUGGCGAAUGUUCGGCGCGCGUGCGUGUGUGUGUGUAUGUGCGCGCGUGUUCAUGUGUUUGUAUACAGAAAGCAAGAAGAGGGGUGUGCCCUUCCUUACUUUUUUUGUUACUGAUGUGAUAUUGCUGCCUGGAAAGUUCAUUGUCAAAUUUAUCUAUGCAUCUUUCUGUUAAUCUGGAGUGACUGCUGAGACCAUGGAAUUUACAGUGUUGACGUCUUGUUUACAAUGUUAACAUCUUAUUUACAUUGCUGACUUUGUGUGCUUCCGGAUUUUGUUCGGUUUUGUUUUUACCCUGAGUAAGGUGUAAAAUAUUUCUUAGCGUCUCUAAUGUCUCGGUAAAGCUAAAAAAGAAUCCUCGAUGCAGCGGAAAAGUGAACAUCAUAAUUUUUUUUCUAUUAAACGGGACCUAGGGGUCAGAGGUCGCUCGUAUAAUUUCGACAAGCCGUCUUGAGUGCAAAAUCUACCCGCCUACCCGAGUUAAUGUUUUCUGGCGUCUCAACGGAAUGACAAGUAGUUCGUGCGGCGUGUUAGUGUUUCAGUAGAGUUGUUGCCCCCGAAGGACCAGUAGUUUGUGUGGCGUGUUCGAGGUGGCGCCCCCCGAGGAAGUAAACGCGAGUUAUGCUCGUUUGCGAUCAGUGACUUUUAAAAAAAUUGCCAAAAGGAAUCGAUCCAUCUUUAAAGCCAAAUGUAGUAAACACGGGUACAUGCUUUUGCUCGCGUUCUGAAAGGCGCGCGUGCUAUGAAGUUCAUAACCUUUUUAUUUUGGGGUAGGUGAUCUUUGGUAUUGGAGGGAAAGGGUUGACUCAGGAUUUCUCUGGUAUCAUGUUUUUACCGCGGUGGCCAGUAUACGCACUUUCUAACUACAAACGGUCACAGAUUUGCCCUAUCGUUGCCAUGUUGCCAAGGUCUUAGACACAGAUAUUGAGGUAGUGACAGAGGUUUGGUGUUGGAGAAGGCUCUCUAGAGUCUAGAUAUGGCGUUUGAAGAGUUUUAAAGAACUAGGCUCUCAUGUGAAAACCAUCCUCCUUUCCAAAGGGAUCACGUGUUCGAGAACAGCCGUUAGUCUGUACACAAAGCUGCUUCUGGUCGAUUAACACUUUGUUGUGGAAUCCUAAGCAGUCUCCUUCCUAUGUAGGGACAGUGUGAUGACAGAACAUUAUUCUUGUGAGGUUAACACGAAAUGUCUCAUGAUAUAGACAUGUAGUCGCUAGGUGACUUACUGUGUUAAAAACACAUUAGUAAUAAUAAAUCAGGUUCGCUAGCUUGAAGAAUGCAUGAAAGAGAAUAUUCUACUCUAGUCGAUGCUUGCCGAGGGGAAAAAAAAGACAGAAGAUAGAAAACUGGCAAAAUCCUUGACCCUGAAGGGGACACGUUGGUGCUGGACUGUUUUACAUCCUCUCCCUUGGACCACUCAGCUUAUGUGUUCUGUCACAUCCCCUCCCCCGUCCAUUGUGACGUGCAAUAACUUACAUCAUCGUUACACAUUGUGUUCGUACACAUACAACAUCACGUGAUUUUCCAGCAAUAUUCUUCUUUUCUUCUUCCCCGCCCACCCCUUUACACCUACCCGCUUCCAGCUCUCUCGCGCAGGCCGAACAGUACGAGGUGCAUUGCGUGACGCGUCACCUGCGGUGACGAGCCGUAGAUACCCGUGUCCGCCACGUCACACACAGGAGUAAGGAUGAGAUGGUGCUGGGUGGCAGGUGGGGUGUAGGGGUUCGCUAGCGUUUUCAAUGCACUGGGUGGAUUGUUGAUUGAGAAAGUGAAUAGGAUUGCCACUCUCUGAUUGCAGGCUGUCAGUAUGGUGGCUAACCUUGACCACUGUUGCAGGCGCUUCUCGUCUGUGACAUUAUCGAUGACGUCACCUACCCUGAGGCAUGCAGGAGGAUGAAGGUUCAAGAACGUUGUUCGUCCUUGUCUAGACCUUUACCUCUAUUCUGCAGACAACUAAUUCUCACCCUCUUUAAGUUUUAACUCUUUUUAUUAUUUCCUUUAUUCCUAUCGGAAGUCAAAGUAAUAACGACCGAGCAGAAAUCAGUUAAAACCCGAUAUUCAUGAAAGCACAUACCCAUCCUUACAUUAGUAACGAAAAUUUUGCUUAAGUCGUUCAUGUAUCCUCUAGUCUCUGUUCCCUCCUAUGUCCCUUAUGGGAAGCAUCCCCCGUGGUGCUAAUUACCAAAGUAUUAAUCAUUGUUUCUGAUUGAAUUAAGUAUUUGAAAUACGUUGACAGCGUCUUUUAUGAUGAGAGCAUGUCUCGAUAUGUCGGUUACCAAAAUAUUCAUCAUUUCUGAUUGAGCUGAGCAUUUGAAACAGUGUUCAUUGCCCUAAAAAUGUAUCUUAACAAUUUUAAUGCAAGGAUGUUUAGUAAUGUUAUUUAGCAGCAGAGCGUUUGGACUUUAGGGAUAAGAGUGUUUGCUUACUCAACCUGUGAAAUAUUUCUCAUGUACCGCAUAUUGUAUCAGAAUAGUCACGAAAUUGUGUUUUCCCCACCUAUUAUGAAAAUUGUAUGGAAACUGAAAUUAUGAAUACACUUACAUGUUCAUCUGAUCUAUGUCUGAAAUAUUGCAAUUACCAUGGCUUUACAACAAUAAAGAUGUCUUCAUUUCUUUCAUUGAUAUUUUCUUCUUGGAUGACUUUAUGUUGCAUUUUCUCAUUGAGCCUAGCAAUACCGAUGAAACCAUUAAUAAUUCCAGCGUCUGUCCCACUUUUCGUAUUCUAAACUGGAAGUAGCUAGGCUAGUUUUUAGGAAACAAACUGACUCAGCUUUGAUGAAAGGAGUCCUUUACUUACAAUGUUUACUUAUAAAGGUUAUAACGAUCGGCUACUGUACUGAGCUGUUGAACUUGUUCGCAACUUUAGCAUUUCUUUUCGUUUUUGGACUUCGCAAGUUAGUAUUGCGCUCAGUUUUUGUUUUUGUUUUGUUUUUGUUUUUUAACUAUACCGUAUAUAUUCGUAUUACCCAAGAUAUGCAACUCGAGACUAGAAUUUUCAGUUCACAGUUAAUGUUAAAUCCGAGAACGGAUAGCUUUUGUGAGGCAUCAUUUAGUUUAAUUCUUGGGCUACAAAUUAUGUUUUCUUUUUGCAAUUUUCCUCUAAACAAGGACGCCCAUGCGCAGCGCCAAGGAAUGUUAACCGGAAGACAGCAAUGACCUUAACCUUUGUCGUAGCUGACCAAACAGACGAACGGUUGAUGCGGUUGAAAGGACAAGAGGUUCUAGCCAUACAGACCCUGGCAUGGUCGGAGGUGCUGGCCUGCAAACUAUGAUUUCUAUUCUCAUUAUUUCCCUCAACAGAGAAGACCUCCGUACUACCCGUCACCGGAAGUCGCUGCUUCGUAAGUGUCAAAAGCCAGUGGUCUCCCUUCUCGGAUGUAAACUACGACUUCACUGCCGUUGUACAGAUUUGCUGUUGUUUAAACAUUAUUUUGUUGUUUAAGAGGCGUCUUUGUAAACAGUAUCGCCAUCACCUCUGUUGUAUUAGUCUGUAAACAACCAUUUUACUGCAGUGCAUUUGAUUAGUGUUCACGUGACCUAUCCUGAGGUAGUUAAUUCUACUCACUCUGCUCUCUUCUAUAUUAAAACAAACUUUGAGUUUAUUUAGAAUGUAAUGAACUGCCGGAUGUACACAGCACACAUCUCUCUCCGUAGUUUUUCUUUCUUAAACAUGGUGAGAAGAAACCUGUUGUUAAAAGUUACGAGAAAUCAGCUGUGAACUGAGCUUGCGGGUGUAGAUGCUGUAAAAUAACUUUACAAUAUUCGGUGUCUCGGAUAGUUAACAUGUGGAAGAUAAUUUUCAUAUACCAACAGGGGUAUUCCUAGGUUUUAACAUUCUGUUUCUAAGAAAAUUCGAUUUGCAUGCGUUUGAAGAUGAGGUAACAAUUUCGCCCUGCAAACAUUCAGGUUUGUAUUUGUAUCCAAAACUCAACUUCACAUAAAGGACAAAAUUCGUGCUCGUUGAAAUUUGAUUACAUCAGCCCUCGUUCAAUUAAUUUUCUAUUUUAAUUCCUGGACUUCAGAAUGAAGUUCUUGUUUAAAGAGAGCCUUGAUGAUAUUAGUACAUUUCACAAUCGCUCAUUUCAUUAUCAACACUCUCAGAUGUGUGUUUAGGGAGAGAGUGGUGUGUAGUUCUGAAUGUCGUUAAACGGUCUGUUUUGGUCACCGAUUCAUUCAUCUCUCGGUCUUACCUGCAGUGGAAUGAUUGUACACUUACGGCUAUAAUAUGUUAGAUAUUACAGCUUCAUGUACACUGUACAUAUUAUCCAGUUAAUUUAUGUAUUGCUGUUAUCAUCAUGUCAACCCUACUGUAAAACUGGCGACCGAAUAGCGGUAUAUACAUACUCUUCAUUUUUGAAUUCAUUCUCUCACUUUUUUGAGAAACUAUUCACUGUUUCGGUAUGUGGGGGUGAAAACAUGUCACUCCACAGCACACUUGUGACACGAGGUCAAGAGGUCAAGCCACCAGGUCAAAACUCCAACGUGUGCGUCCAUUACUAUUAGUAAUAAUCGGUUCCUAUGUAUCAAGAAGACAGAAGAAACGAUCUGUUGUCAGCAAUAAAUGUGUCAGACUCGACAAAUGAUCAGACAGAAGGUAAAUAACAUCAGGCAGGUGUCCGGAAUGUCAGGUAGCAGCUGGUGUAAUUCAGAAAACCCUGGUUUGGAGAGCAUCUGUGAAGCUGUACAUACAACACUAAAAAUAGCUGGCUCUGCCAACAGUCGGAAGAGAAGACGAGUAAAGAAUGAGAUCCAUAAUGGUUUUUUUUUAAAGCUCAUCCCUCUCAGACGAUUAUUAAAUUACCUUUCGUCGUAAUUGAGAGAAUCUCGAUUGACCUAAACUGGACUGGGAAACCUCACUCCGUGAAGCUGGCAAAUAUAUUGAGAAGUAUUAAAAAAUAUAGGGUCAUAGGGUCCUAUACUCUAGGGUAGGUGCUAAUGAAACACGUUUAUGCCAUUUGUUACCUUACCCAAGCUGGGUAAAUUGGAUACCCGCUGGUUAUAACCCUGUGCUGAUAGACUCAGGGUAGGCAGCCGGUAAGUUACCGUAAGGGCCUAUUCCUCCCAUUCAUUCAACUUUCCACGUCGUCUUAUUAAAUGUUUCUCUAGUUGUAGGUUUCCUGGGGUUUCCCCGUACCCUUUGACCAAUCAACGUAUGCGCAAUGGCAUCCUUUUCCGUAUUUCCCGCUCUUCCGGUCGGUUCGAUAACUUCACCAACUUAGUGGCUCAUGAAUCAGGAGUUACUUUGCCUGUCUCGGGUUAAUUUAACCAGAUAAUUCCGUACACAAGUCAGUAGAAUCUUUCCCAUGGAUGCAUUAUCAUUGCCCAUGGAUAUAACCCCAUAUUUAGUCAGGAGACAAAAAUAGAAAGGGGAUCGCCAUCUUGAAUGGAGACUAAGAGUUCGCUUCACUCUCGUCCGCAGGGUCCGUGCGAAAAGGUCGCAAGGCCGAUAAUUUAGUAGAUGAAAGCCAUGCGAAGUGCAGAAUAUCAUUGUGAAAAAAGUGGAAAGCUACACAGUCCAUAGAAAUUGUUAUUGUGCGAUUAUUUAAGGUUGUUUCGAGGUCUUGUUACUGCAUCACCAAGCACAACUCUCAUCAAAGAUGUUUGAGGCAGCUACAGAAAUGGCUACGGCACUUACAGGAGCUACAGUAAGCUUUUGCUCGGAAGUAGAUAGGCUGCCACGCCAAGUUGUUUCAGUACUAAAAUGGCUUGGAUUUACUUUUUAAAUUUUAUGUCGUUUGCAUUUUUUUACGUUUCCAUUUACUUUUUAAAAAAUUCUUUAGAUAACAAGCUAUUAAAAGGAUUUUUGUAAAUGUUAUUGCUAAUGAACAGGUAAUGAUGCGAGUUUUCGGGGUUUUAUGGGGGAAGUAAACUGAUUUUAGAUUAUACAUGCAGAAACUUCUGUGCUAUUAACCUGGACCAUUUCUUUGAUAUUUAAUCACCCUCUAGUUCGAACAAAGGUGGUUAUGUCAAUAUAAAAGUAAUAUAGCAUCCGGUUUAUGUUCACGUAUUCCAUUCUAUACCCACAAAUAUGUGAAUCAUAUGUGCUUUAUAAUAAUGAUGUGCUUUGUCAAAAAUAUGUUCUUAUCUAAUUUACAUACUGUCAUUAUCCUGAAUGAUUAAUUAUUUUGGCUUAUGACACGCCAAAGAAACACGAAAAACAUCAUUGUGAUUAUGUGACAUUUGAUCUUCCAACAGCAAUUUUGUUAUUAAUUUUUUUGACAUGAAUAGGAGAGGGUGCGGAUGAGAAGGCAAUCUCCAUGUUGUGAAGCCGUUUUUUAUAAUUUUUUUUUUUUAGAAAAUAAAGUUUGUGGUCAGAGUCACCGUGCCUUUCUUUACUGUUUCCGUACCGAGCUGAUUAUGUAUUAAUCCGUGUUUGUUCUCUCGGACUGGUGAGUCCGCACUCCCCUUUUGUGUUCUGUUGGUGUUGACAUUGUGUUCGAGCUGCUGAGACUUAAAUAAACUCAUUACGAAAGGGCA
Molecule: messenger RNA, 10751 nt
Organism: Pomacea canaliculata
Lineage: Eukaryota; Metazoa; Mollusca; Gastropoda; Architaenioglossa; Ampullariidae
Product: prickle planar cell polarity protein 3-B-like
Exons: 7
Coding region: 904-3222 (772 amino acids)
Molecular function (GO): zinc ion binding
Source: RefSeq, a predicted model, not a curated record